UGAGAUAAGAACGUGGAACGUCUGCUCUUACCUACCUCAUCCUCCCUUUCCGCCCAGGCGGUUGAUGUAUAGGCAGGAACCAUUUUGUGUACUGCUCGUCUUCUGCGAGGAAGCGCUUAGCGAGUGCAGAAAGCUGUUGCAGAGCGGGGACUUCGGGGAGCAGUGGAAGAGUUUUGGGAGGAUGACUCAGCAGGGAGCUGUUCUUCAGGGUUACAAUAAUGAGCUAGUGAAAUGCAUUGAAGACUUGUGUAUGCAAAAAGAAGAACUGAACAAGCAAAUCCAGCAAGCGGAAGAGGAAAAAAAUAGACUCCAGCAUGAAAUCCAGAUCCUGAGUGAACAGCUGGAGUGUGUAUGUGAAAACCUGGCCCAAAAGGUAGCUUCACGGAAUGAGCUUGAUGCAAUUCUUGCUGAAACUGAAGCUGCUUACAUGAAGAUUUUGGAUAGUUCUAGAACUUUACUCAAUGUCCUGAAGAAAGAGGUGGGAAGCUUAAAGCAUACACCGGAAGUGAAAACCAAUGUAACAUGAAACAGUCAAAAGUUUGGACUCCACAGUGCUAGAACUCUGCUAGACGUCUGUGACCAGGAUAACCAGCACUUCUACAGUCAUCCAUGUAUUAGUCAAUAACUUUCCAGCAUUCUAGAUCUGCUCUCACAUCAUUUGCAAAAUCAGAAACGGAGGAUAAACACAGUGCGCACUAAGUGACUACCAGUUCUCCCUUGGAGCCCAGCAGUUUAUUCUCUGAUCGCUAAAGCAGCUUAUAGCAGAGUAAUUUUCAUGGUGAUCACCAAGCAUACCCUGCCAGAAUGUGGCUCUUUCUUCAGAUUAAUCCAUAAUCUUUGGCAGUCUGGAAUUGUUAAUAGUAGCGAUUUCUAACAGCAAAAUAUCGCUAUAACUAUUCUUUCAGGUUUUAUGACAUCCAUACCAGUAUGUCCUAAGGACCCCGAAAGUCACUUUUCACAAUCCAGAGUUAUAUUUCUAUAAAGAUGUAAAGCUU
This is a messenger RNA of Pezoporus flaviventris, 995 nucleotides long. RefSeq names its product microtubule nucleation factor SSNA1-like. The record is from RefSeq and is a predicted model, not a curated record. Lineage: Eukaryota; Metazoa; Chordata; Aves; Psittaciformes; Psittacidae. Gene Ontology annotation, cellular component: ciliary basal body; centrosome. Bases 65 to 526 code for a protein of 153 amino acids. The transcript has 3 exons.